UGUGAGUCAAGGUGGAUGGAGCAGCACAGUAUGAGUUGAACCACCACAAUAAAUAGGAACAACGUCAUUUUCACUUGCAAUUAACUCCUUCAAAAUUCCAAUACUAAUUAAACAAUUCCCGGGGAUUGCUUCACACACACACACAUAGACUCCAUAAAUUCUCCUCCCACCACCACCUUCCACUGCCGUGGCCUACCGUAACCCCCCUUUUUCUUAACUCCUAAUCCAUCUCCAAACUAUUAUUCUCUCUCUAAUUACUACUUUGUUAUCAAUACAAAAUGUACUGUUUCCUGUUUCCAUAUCAUUUGUUGAUCCACUAAUCUGGAAGUGGGAAGGUUUUCUUUUUUUUUUUUUUUUUUUUUUUUUUGGAGAAUUUGUGUGGGUUUUGGAAGGGUGAAGAUAUGGAAGUAGAGCAAUUGAAGCUUGAAAAUUCAUCGGCGAUGACGUUUGAUGAAGUGUCAAUGGAGCGAAGCAAGAGUUUCGUUAUGGCAUUACAGGAACUCAAGAACUUGAGGCCACAACUCUAUUCUGCUGCAGAAUAUUGUGAGAAGUCCUAUCUUCAAAAUGAGCAGAAACAAAUGGUUCUUGAUAACCUGAAAGACUAUGCUGUAAGAGCUCUUGUCAAUGCUGUCGACCACCUGGGAACUGUUGCGUAUAAGUUAACCGACUUGCUUGAGCAACAAACAUUGGAUGUUACAACCAUGGAGCUAAAGGUCACUUGUCUUGAUCAGCGACUUCUGACAUGCAAAACAUACACUGAAAAAGAAGGACUCAGGCAGCAACAGCUAUUAGCUAUCAUCCCAAGGCAUCACAAGCAUUAUAUUUUGCCAAAUUCCGCUGGAAAGAAGGUGCACUUCAGCCCUCAAGUUAAGAUGGAUCCGAGGCAACAUUUACAAGCAAAACCGCGCCUUUAUCCUUCAGGUACACCUGCUGCAAAAACCCUCUCUUGGCAUCUGGCAACAGAAACCAAAUCGACAUUGAAAGGGACUUCACGUACUUUUAUGAGUCCUGAGGAAGCAAAAGGUUCUGAAAAAGCAUCUGCCGCGUUCAACUUGUUAGAUGAAGAGAAUACCCGGAAGAAAUCAUAUGUAGCUCGUCCUCAGUCGCCCAAUGUUGGUCCUGCUUCAAGUCUAGCUAUGCAAACAUUGGGGGUCACACGGCAGAGUGCCCUGGAAGGUAGCAAACCUCUAACACCAUACAGAUCAUUUGAUAAUCCAAGACGGGAGAUUAUCCGUGCACCUAAUCGCAGCAGGAGUAUGCUCUCGGCUUUCUUUGUCAAGCAUAAGGCACCUAAGUUGAAGACCAGUGCUGUCUCAUAAUCUACGUUAAAAUGAGAGCAGGAGGUGCAUCCAUCUAACUUUCCAUCUAUUAAAGAGAAGCUGUACUAAGUCAUCACCCAGGAGAACACCUACUUUUAAGAUCAUUCACAAGUUCACCAAGAUCAUAGGCAAUUCGUUUGGUUUGAGAAUCAAUAAAGAGCAGUGUGUAUAUUUGUAUGGUAAAAGAGAUGUUAAUAUCUGGCUUCUUGUAGAACAUAUUGUUGGAAAUUGGAAUAAUAAUUCUCUUACUGCA
This is a messenger RNA of Capsicum annuum, 1572 nucleotides long. RefSeq names its product protein ABIL1. The record is from RefSeq and is a predicted model, not a curated record. NCBI's taxonomy places the organism in Eukaryota, Viridiplantae, Streptophyta, Magnoliopsida, Solanales, Solanaceae. The transcript has 9 exons. The coding region runs from base 402 to 1319 and encodes 305 amino acids.